UUUUGUGUGAGACCGAUGAAAAGAAAGCUGACUCUGACUCUAGUACCACUCAGGUCGCCGAAGAAAAACAACGCGAACAAAAAACUACUCGCCAAACCGAUCCGAAACUUCCCGAAGGUGAAUCCCACUCAAUAUUGAAGAAACAAGAACCACCUCCACCACCAGGAGAGGAACG
Amoebophrya sp. A25 is the source of this 175-nucleotide messenger RNA. The record is from the annotation of a GenBank genome assembly. Lineage: Eukaryota; Dinophyceae; Syndiniales; Amoebophryaceae.